AUGAACGCGUGUGUGCUGAUACUCUCGGUGCUGUUUGUUGUUUUUGGCCAUCCCAACGGGCCCGCCGUGACGGCGGUAGUGACGGCGUACAUUCAAGACGGAAACAGCAACGUUGCCCUUUUGAAUUGGCAGGACUUGGCCUCGAUGGCUCUACCAGGCUUCGCUUCCUCUUACGUGAACUGGGCCGCGCCUAAUGCUCGCAAGCUCGGCUUCCGAUUUGCUGAUACACUGAUGAACUUGUCUGCAGCCGGAUUAGAUUUGAGUAGGACUCAUUUAGUUGGACAUUCACUUGCGGCUCACAUCUUCGGUAUUGCUGGCAAUACCAUGUCUGUGAAAGGAAUUCAACCCUCCUGG
Iphiclides podalirius (scarce swallowtail) is the source of this 354-nucleotide messenger RNA. Lineage: Eukaryota; Metazoa; Arthropoda; Insecta; Lepidoptera; Papilionidae. The record is from the annotation of a GenBank genome assembly.